This is a messenger RNA of Closterium sp. NIES-65, 2034 nucleotides long. NCBI's taxonomy places the organism in Eukaryota, Viridiplantae, Streptophyta, Zygnematophyceae, Desmidiales, Closteriaceae. The record is from the annotation of a GenBank genome assembly.
AUGCCCUUCGGUUUGAGUCUGUUACUCUUUUACCAUGCCUCUUCUUCCCAUGUGCCGCUGUUCUGCCUCCCAUCCCAUGUGUCUCUGCUCUGCCUCCCAUCCCAUGUGUCUCUGCUCUGCCUCCCAUCCCAUGUGUCUCUGCUCUGCUUCCCAUCCCAUGUGUCUCUGCCUCGCCUCCCAUCCCAUGUGUCUCUGCUCUGCCUCCCAUCUCAUGUGUCUCUGCUCUGCCUCCCAUCCCAUGUGUCUCUGCUCUGCCUCCCAUCCCAUGUGUCUCUGCUCUGCCUCCCAUCCCAUGUGUCUCUGCUCUGCCUUUCAUCCCAUGUGUCUCUGCUCUGCCUUUCAUCCCAUGUGUCUCUGCUCUGCCUUUCAUCCCAUGUGUCUCUGCUCUGCCUUUCAUCCCAUGUGUCUCUGCUCUGCCUUUCAUCCCAUGUGUCUCUGCUCUGCCUUUCAUCCCAUGUGUCUCUUCUCUGCCUUUCAUCCCAUGUGUCUCUGCUCUGCCUUUCAUCCCAUGUGUCUCUGCUCUGCCUUUCAUCCCAUGUGUCUCUGCUCUGCCUUUCAUCCCAUGUGUCUCUGCUCUGCCUUUCAUCCCAUGUGUCUCUGCUCUGCCUUUCAUCCCAUGUGUCUCUGCUCUGCCUUUCAUCCCAUGUGUCUCUGCUCUGCCUUUCAUCCCAUGUGUCUCUGCCUCGACCAUCAGAUGAAAUGCAUCGGUGUGCUGUCAACCUCAUGUUCUGUCUUGAAGCCACCCCUCAAUGCUACUUCUACCGUGCCUCCACCUUCUCCUGCAACUGCACCAACCCUCAAACGCGCCAGUGGACCUGCACCCCACUCCAAUGUUCGCAGGCAGCAGUGUGCACGGCUGUGGUGACAGCAGCGUGCACGGCUGUGGGGACAGCAGGCGUGGGCUUGCUAUUAGUGUGGCAGAAUUUGAGGCGCCUCAAAAGUCGACUUCUGAGGCGCCUCAAAGGCUUGCCAAGAGUGCAGCGAAAUAGAAGCACCCACUCAUCCAUACCUGCACGCCUUACCCCUCUCACACCCCUCUCACACCCCUCUCACACCCCUCUCACACCCCUCUCACACCCCUCUCACACCCCUCUCACACCCCUCUCACACCCCUCUCACACCCCUCUCACACCCCCUCACACCCCUCUCACACCCCCUCACACCCCCUCACACCCCGCUAAACGCCCUUUGCACCAUGCCCCAUCCCUCGUGCCCACGAUCCAAAACUCAACAGCACCCCCCUCGGCACCAUCACCACCUCCAAAGGACGCGUGUGCACUACUGCAGGCCAACCCAUGCCUGCCCGGCGCCUGUGUGAGCAACUCCUCAGCUGCCCCUGGCUACACCUGCCGCUGCCCCACUGGCUAUGACCAGGCCAUGCUUGCGGGCAAACCGACGUGCCUGGAUCGAAACUCAACAGCACCCCCCUCGGAAGCACCCGCCUCGGAAGCACCCGCCUCGGAAGCACCCCCCUCGGAAGCACCCCCCUCGGAACCAGCACCCCCCUCGGAAGCACCCCCCUCGGAACCACCAACCACCUCGUCACCGUCACCACCUCCAAAGGACGCGUGUGCACUGCUGCAGGCCAACCCAUGCCUGCCCGGCGCCUGUGUGAGCAACUCCUCAGCUGCCCCCGGCUACACCUGCCGCUGCCCCACUGGCUUUGAGCAGACCACGAGUGCGGGCGCUCCGACGUGCCUGGGUACGCGUUGUAAGGGAAGGAGAGGGGGGCAGGGUGUAGAUGCAUGUGGGGUGGGUCUGCACGCUGCAUGCUGGGCAUGUGGGAUGGCGUGCAUGGUGGGAUGGCAUGCAUGGUGGGAUGACAUGCAUGGUGGGAUGGCGUGCAUGGUGGGAUGGCGUGCAUGGUGGGAUGGCAUGCAUGGUGGGAUGGCGUGCAUGGUGGGAUGGCGUGCAUGGUGGGAUGGCGUGCAUGGUGGGAUGGCGUGCAUGGUGGGAUGGCAUGCAUGGUGGGAUGGCUUACAUGGUGGGAUGGCUUACAUGGUGGGAUGUCAGCUACGCAUGGUGGGAUGGUAG